UCCGUAAUGGCUUUGUUCAGGCGCGAGGACAAGUUGCACAAUUUUUGAAGUUUUCAGUGCUGCUGACAUUACAAUAGAAAGGUGCAAACAGAAAUUCCGAUCCUGUCCUUGAACUUGGUGAAAGCCUGGUUAUGACAGAACCAAAGGGAUAAAAAACUACCCGGUUGUGAAAGGGAUACGAAAAUACUGGGUCACGAAUCUACCAUGAUACAAAAAGACCCAUCAUCAGUUUCAUCAUACCGAGUCGACAUGGUGAUUUAGUAUAUCCACCAAGGGCUACGUCAUGUCGUCAAGAGGGCGCACCCGAGGUCGGCCUAGAAGGGGAGGUAACUCUUCAGAGUCUACGUCAGGAAGUGCCAUGAGAAAACUGACACAUGAGGGAGACGGUUUUGAAGCCUGGGGCGGCUACAUGCAGGCCAAGAUGCAAAAGCUUAAUGACCAGUUCAACAUGGCAGGGGGAACAUCUGGCUCGGACAUCUUUACUGGAAUUCAUGUCUAUGUCAAUGGUUAUACAAAGCCAUCCUCCGAUGAGCUGCGCCGUCUGCUGACCAGCCAUGGAGGGACGUUCGAGCAGUACCUGUACCGGACGCGGGUCACUCACAUCGUGGCCACCAACCUCCCAGACAGCAAGGUCAAGGAGCUGAAGGGGAUGAAGGUCGUACGGCCUGAGUGGAUCACUGAGAGCGUGACAGCUGGCAAACUGCUUCCGUACACCAACUACCAGCUGUACACGGCACAGAGCAGAUCACAACACGGCCUCACGUCCUUCACCAAGACCUCCAUUCUCAGCCGAUCAUCAAGUGUAUCCUCCACAGCCUCAGCAGCAUCUAUUGGCUGCACCAAGUUCAGUAACCAUGGCAAUAUGUUAAAUAAGCAUGACCUUGACCCAAUGUCGGAUGAAGACAGUUCAGACGAAGAUUUGGCCAACCUUCGAACGAAGGACAUAGAAAAUAUGCAUGACACCAGCAACGAGAAUAGUCUGGACAAUAUUGAUGAAGAAAUAUCCGGGAACAAGACGCACACUUCAGCAGGAAAAUUAACAGGGUCUUAUCAUGACAAAUUCACACACACGAAAAUGGCCCGUGCAGGAGAAUCUAAUUUUCUGUCGGAAUUUUAUACUCAUUCACGAUUGCAUCAUAUAUCCACGUGGGGAGCUGAGUACCGCGCCUAUGUGAACGAGCUGCAGAAACAGAGUGAUGGGUCGUUUCCAGGGCGACAGAGGUUGCAGCAGUUUCACCAGGACAGUGUGUCCAGAACAGGGGGUGGUGACUUCACAUCCGGCUCCUGCAGUGGGAAGCCACAGAAGAUCAUCAUGCACGUGGACAUGGACUGCUUCUUUGUGUCGGUCGGGCUCCUUGACAAGCCUGAACUCAGAGGUCUCCCAGUUGCCGUGACCCACUCCCGGGGGAAGGGGACAGCCAAGGAAACCCCAGGGUCAGACUUUGGCUUCGAGAAGAAGCAGUGGGAGCUGAAACGUCAACAAGGAGGGAAGAAAGGUCGAAGGUCCAAUCAUAUCAGCAAUGCAGGUGAAUUUGCCGACUCGAGGUUGGACGAGGAAGAAGAAGAAGAAGAAGGGGACGACAAUGAUGGGAAGAUGAGGGAAAUUGACUUUCUCGUACCAAAGGGAUCGACGGGGAAAGAGACGUUUCAUUCUCUUGCUGAAAUUGCUUCCUGUAGUUAUGAAGCGAGAAGGGCUGGUGUGAAGAACGGGAUGUUUAUGGGGCCAGCCAAACAGUUGUGUCCCGAUCUUGUGACAAUCCCCUACAACUUCGACAAAUACCAGGAGGUGUCUCGAGCUCUGUAUGACACAGUAGCUAGUUUCACACACGACAUUGAAGCUGUGAGCUGUGACGAGAUGUUGGUGGACUGUACCGACCUCCUGGCCGUCACGGGCGGCACACCGGAGGAGUUUGCAACAUUGCUGCGGAAGGAGAUCUAUGACAGGACAGGGUGUACUGCGUCGGCAGGCUUUAGCAGGAAUAUUCUGCUGGCUCGUCUUGCCACGAGGUCAGCCAAACCAAAUGGUCAGUUUUAUUUGACCACAGAUGCUGUUCCAGAAUUCAUCACUAAACAAUCCAUCCGAGACCUACCAGGUGUUGGGUACUCCAUGACCAAGAAGCUCAACACCAUGAGUGUGACCACGUGUGGGGAUCUCCAGAAGCUGACGCUGGUGCUCCUUCAGAAGGAGUUCGGCCCCAAGACGGGACAGUCCCUGUACAAAAACUGUCGUGGACAGGACGACCGCCAGGUCAAGAUGGAGAAGGAAAGGAAAUCGGUGUCUGCGGAGAUCAACUAUGGAAUCAGAUUUCAGAGGGGGUCUGAGGUGGAGAAGUUCCUGUGUGACCUGUCGGAGGAGGUGGCGACACGCCUCAAGAACAUCAACAUGAGGGGCAAGACGAUCACGCUGAAGCUGAUGAUAAGGCGAGGGGAUGCUCCCAAGGAAACGGCCAAGUUCAUGGGUCAUGGAAUAUGUACCAAUGUAUCCAAGUCCUCCAGCCUCCCGAUGGCGACGGAUGACGGGAAGGUUAUCGCCAAAGAAUGCAUCGCAAUGAUGCGAGCCCUGAAAGCUCCCCCUGCCGACCUGAGAGGGAUCGGAAUACAGACUCACAGGCUAGAGAAUACCACGUUGGGAGGGUGCUUAAUAGGGUCAGGCAAUCAGAGCAUCCUCAGCUUCGCAGUCCCCAGAAACAGAUCCAUAACUCCAAGUGCAGCCUCUCCGAGCAGGGUUGUUGUCCCUCCCAAACAAGAUGACCAUAGUUCGGGGUUGAAGCAGGCAACGGAGUCUAUCAAUUUGUCAGAUGAAGAUAUGACUACAUACGUAUCCGAUGAUGCGGAGGAGAUGGACGAUGAUGGUGUUGGAGAUGAAGGCAAUGCUAUUGUCUUUUGUUCUGGCAGUCUGCCAAUACUGGAAGAACUUAGUCGUAGAAAGACGGCGAAGAGGACGCCACCGCCUCUCCCCUAUCUGCCAGACUUCGGAUCGCCCGGGACACCUGUCAGGAAGCAGACGGUGGAAUCUCACAACGAGGCUCACGACUACUUCCCUUCUCCCUCACAGAUUGACCCUGAAGUGUUGAAGGAGCUGCCCCCAGAUAUACGGGCACAGAUUGAGAAGGACAUGGGCACGAAGAGGGCACAGGCCAAGGUCAGCAGUGUCCCAGCCAAUCAGGGGGCAGAUGAAGUUCCAGGCUGUUCUCAUUGGCCAUCUCAGGAAGCAGCAGUGACCAAUGAGGAUGAGGCACCCUACUCGCCAGAGGCAGGUCCUUCCACUGUUGAAACAGAAGGUGGAAGCAGCGUGGAAGCCCUACCCUCCUUCUCUCAGUUGGACAUGAGUUGUCUUAACGCUCUCCCUGAAGACCUGCAGAAGGAAAUCCGUGACGAGUACCUUCGUCAGGGCCAACAUUCUGCAGAGCCAGCCGAGGACGACCAACCCCCUCUCAUGCAGCUUCAGCAGGCCAAGUCCCCGGCCAAGGGGAGAGAGUCACCUCGAAAGUCGCCCAGUAAAUCACCGGGGCGAAGCAGGAAAACCAGUCCUGUCUUCAAAGUUCCCAAAGGACGCGCAGUAGGUCGUAAGACGAAGAAACUGAGUCCGAAGAAGCUAGAAUUCAGAAUACAGCCGAAGAUCACAACAAACUAUGCAGUGAGGAACUUAGCAAAGAGCCUACCAGAGUCACCACAGGCCAUGCCCACGCCCACGCCCACGCCUGCCCCUCCCCCGACGGAACCUGAUCCUGCGGUACAGGAGGAGCAGGUGAACCUUUGUGGAGCUGUUAGCAUGGAAGAGGUCAAGCACCUGCUGGUGGAGUGGCUUGAGGCGUGUCCAGAGCCCCAGGAGGAAGACAUCAGUGUGAUGCUGGAGUACCUGGGUCAGCUUGUCCUGGACCAUAACCUGGAACGGGUCGACCUGGUCCUCAAGUUCCUUAACAGGAAAAUCAGGAAGCUUGCCAACAAACAUUGGCGUGAAUCAUUCAAGAGCAUUCUCACAAGCACACAGGAAGUGAUCAAAUCCGUCCAUGGAUGUCUGCUCAAUGUUGAUUGGCUGCUUGCCAGAUGAUACUAUACUAAUAAUAAUCUAUUUGUAUAGCGCCUAGUUCCAGCCAGGCUUCUCACAGGCCCUUUACAUUAUUACCCGGGUCAAAGGAUCAGUCUGCAAUCCGAUUACAUUCUCAGCUCCCUUGGGAGUAUAUGACCCAAGCUGCCUGUGUGACACUUGAAAGUUACCAUUUACAGCUGGGUAGACAGGCAUAUUUUCAAACAAAGUCACUUGUCUGAGGAGGCACCAUAUGUGCUACAUGUGCUUCGGUGGGGGGAGGGGGGGGGGC
Molecule: messenger RNA, 4319 nt
Organism: Haliotis rufescens (red abalone)
Lineage: Eukaryota; Metazoa; Mollusca; Gastropoda; Lepetellida; Haliotidae
Product: DNA repair protein REV1-like
Exons: 20
Coding region: 284-4051 (1255 amino acids)
Biological process (GO): error-prone translesion synthesis; error-free translesion synthesis
Cellular component (GO): nucleus
Molecular function (GO): deoxycytidyl transferase activity; DNA-directed DNA polymerase activity; damaged DNA binding
Source: RefSeq, a predicted model, not a curated record